AAUUAACUGUAAUGAAACAAACCUACAUGCAUAGCUAUAUUAAAGUUUAAAAGUUGUAUAUCUGUGUUUAAACCCUCACUUGGAUUCACUCUCUAGGUUUUAUUAAGGAAGUCUGCUGCUCACACAGAUGUUUAAACGAGACUCUGGGUGUUGCUUGGUGCUGCUCUUGGAGUGAAGCAGCUCAGUGAGGAUGAACAAACUGUCUGUGGGAGAGAAAACGGCUCAAAGCAAGCUGAACCGCUGGGUGGAUCCGUCCUUCUCUGAGUUUCCGGCUGAAAGUUUCUCUCUGCCCGUGAGGAGAAAAGGGGGUCCGAGUUUAAAAUCCCAGUGUGAACCAAAGAGGAGCAGGAAGAGGAAAGGAGAGAGUAGCGGCUCAGAGGUUUUACAGACCUCUCUGCUCAAAGAGUUGACUCAGAGGGACCAGGAUGAGUCCUGGGUGGACAGAUACUCACCAUGCUCACAGGCUGAGCUGGCGGUGCACAAGAAGAAGAUUGAAGAAGUGGAGAACUGGAUGAGAGUUCACACCAACUCCUCACAGGGGGGCAUCCUGCUGCUGACGGGACCAUCGGGAUGUGGAAAGACUGCUACAGUCCAGGUCCUGUGUCGGGAGCUGAGUCUCCGGGUUCAGGAGUGGACCAACCCCACCACUCAGGAGUUCUACAGCAGCAGUCAGCAUGACUGGAGGAUGAUGGACUCAACGUCCUCCUCCCAGUUAUCCCAGUUCCAGGACUUCCUGCUCAGAGCCAACAGGUAUACCUGUCUGAAGAUGACAGGUGAUGAAGGAGCCUCAGACAGAAAGCUCAUACUGGUGGAGGAUUUUCCAAACACGUUCUACAGACAGCCGAGCAGCCUGCAUGACGUCCUGAGGCGCUUUGUGAAGACAGGCCGCUGUCCUCUGGUGUUCAUCGUGUCGGACAGUCUGAGUGGAGACAGCAGCUCACGUUUUCUUUUCCCCAGAGAGAUUCAGGAGGAGCUGCACAUCAACAACAUCAGUUUUAACCCGAUUGCUCCCACCGCCAUGAUGAAGGUCCUGGCUCGGAUCUCAGCCGUGGAGGCAGGAAAGAGCGGAGGGAGGAUGUGUGCCUCAGACCCGGCAGUGUUGGAGUCGCUGUGUUCAGGAAGCUCAGGAGACAUCCGCAGUGCCGUCAACAGCCUCCAGUUCUCAUCCCUCCCAGACACAUCUCUGGAGCACGGUCUGUGGCGGAUGAAGAAGGACAGAGCUGUGAGCUCUGUGGGGAAAGCUCCUUCCAGAACAAACAACAGGAAGAAGUCCAAGCAGGCGAAGCAGCAGGUGGAGGUGGAGCAGGCAAUCGGAUCGAAGGAUGCAUCUCUGUUCCUGUUCAGAGCUCUUGGAAAGAUCCUGCACUGCAAACGAGGGAAUGAGGAAGGAGCUGACCCUGCUGAAUCUGGACCUGUACCUGGUCUCCCGUCUCACCUGUCCCAUCAUCACAGAGGAUCUUUACUCAUAGACCCCGAGCUGGUUGUGGAGCGCUCUCACAUGUCCGGAGAGUUCUUUAACCUGUUCCUGCACCAGAACUACCUGGACUUCUUCUCCGAGUUAGAGGAUGUGGAGCGGGCCAGUGAGUACCUGUCCGACGCCGACCUUCUCACUGCUGAUUGGACGAGCCGCAGCACCAUGGGGAGUUAUGGGAGCUCAGUGGCCACCAGGGGGCUCCUUCACUCUAACGCUAAGCAUGUUUCAGUGGGCUUCAGACCGCUGCACAAACCCAACUGGCUGCUGGUCAACAAGAAGCACCGGGAGAACGGUGUGACUGCUCAGUCUCUGUUCAGGAGUUUCUGCCUGUCAGCUGUCAGUCUACAGACUCAUCUGCUGCCUUACCUGGCCAAACUCACCAACCCCAUGAGGAACCAGGCUCAAAUCGCUUUCAUUCAGGACGUGGGUCAGAUGUCUCUGAGGAGGGGCCCCAGCAGAUUAAAACUGGAGGCUCUGACAGACAAAGAUCCAGCUCAGCUGGACACUGAGGAGGACGAGGAGGAGAAGGAGGCGGGUCAGGGUGAUGAAGAUCUGUCAGCCAGUCAGCCUAAACCUACGAGCAAUCAGGUCCUCCUGGAGGAGGAGGAACUGCUCAUUGAGGAGUACAACAGUGACUGAACACAGACACACACACACACACACUGUGACACUGCAGCUUUGUCAUGUUUGAGGUCAUCAGUCAGUAUGGAGGAAGAUAUUUGCGCUGUGAAUAAACUUUAUUUUCAUGAGGAAAGACUUUGUUAGUGUUAAAAGUUUGUAUUCUUUAUUUCUCCCUCACAGAAUUCAGUCUCUAAGUCUCUUUUCUGGUAUUUCUGGUAUAUUCUCUUUCAGUUGUCGUUUGAGGAUCAAACAGGUCUGUGGUCUGUUAGAGACUGACUGUAGCUCCACAUGAAGCCGCUCUUGGAAAUGUGUCAGUAUUUAUUUGUUUGUGCACGUUCAGCACUUGUUUUUUCUCUUCUUUUUUUUGUUCUGCUGAGUGACUAUGGAUUCACCUGCGACAGGUAAUUGCGCAGGAAAACGCCUUGAUCUGACACCUCUGCUGUUUAUAAACGCUGAACACAGAAAAUGUUAGUCUUAUUUAAAGAGAACUCUGUUUAAACCUGAAUGAGUCUGUGAAUAAAAUAAUGAGUGAACCUUA
Labrus mixtus (cuckoo wrasse) is the source of this 2633-nucleotide messenger RNA. RefSeq names its product RAD17 checkpoint clamp loader component (gene rad17). Gene Ontology annotation, molecular function: DNA clamp loader activity; ATP hydrolysis activity; chromatin binding. Gene Ontology annotation, biological process: DNA repair; DNA damage checkpoint signaling; mitotic DNA replication checkpoint signaling. The transcript has 17 exons. The record is from RefSeq and is a predicted model, not a curated record. Bases 191 to 2113 code for a protein of 640 amino acids. NCBI's taxonomy places the organism in Eukaryota, Metazoa, Chordata, Actinopteri, Labriformes, Labridae. Gene Ontology annotation, cellular component: Rad17 RFC-like complex; nucleus.